Rhodofomes roseus is the source of this 586-nucleotide messenger RNA. RefSeq lists its product as uncharacterized. The transcript has a single exon. Bases 197 to 490 code for a protein of 97 amino acids. The record is from RefSeq and is a predicted model, not a curated record. NCBI's taxonomy places the organism in Eukaryota, Fungi, Basidiomycota, Agaricomycetes, Polyporales, Fomitopsidaceae.
UCUUUCUGUGAGGAGAGAAGGGCGGUCUAGGGACACACCAGAUAUCAUCAAACGCCUAACCUCUGUAUAGCGGAGAUACAAGACUCGGAUACAGGUCCCGCUGAACCUUUGCGAUGAUGCAGUUCCAGCUAGCUAUUCGGGCUUCGUGCGUGGGAAGCUUGUCCUCUUGUCGAGAGUUGCAUCGGUCAGUACCGCGAUGCUGAAAUAUCUUCUAUGCUUACGAGUAGGUGCCAAUUUGAUGAUAUUGCUUUCCGACAUUCUUCACGGUGCGAACAGCUCGGUCACCAUGAAGGCCUUGGGUGGUACUAACAGCGAGCUUGGUAGUGAUCUCUGCCAGUGGUCCUUCCGCCCACCGUGUAUUGUAAUUGUAGCUAUGGUCCGGAUCCUAGUCGAUGUCGAUGGACACUGCACCAUUCUGUUUUCCCGGUCAGUUGCAUGUAGUAUAGAGCCUCAGGCCUCAGGCCUCGGAAAAUAUGCCGCACUCCGGUAAAAGUCAAUGGGACCUCAGCAGACCGCGACGUCCGAGUCGUCCAAACCCAUGUCGAAUGCCGUCGUAAGUAGCACAAUCAGCGACCUGCUUAUCUAC